AUGGAGGGGUGGACAGACCCUAAGGACGUCACGAACGAUCGUGACUAUGUCGAAAUCUUGGAGAUUUGGGAAGCUUGCUUAGAGGCUGCGGUCCACCACGGUAUUUUCAUCCCACCUCAAUUCAGGAAGCUCGUAGAUCUUUCUAAAAGAAAGCUUUUAAGAGGCGAGACCCACGACGAAGCUCAGGCCGAAAAGCUGGCCUCAUGGUUCACCUGUCACAGCGCUUCGCUGGAUAUAACACAUUCCAACUGGAAAGUGCGCGUCGAUGUCUUCAUCAUAAAAGACCACAACGGAAGGCAUAGGAAAGAGAUCUUCCUCAUUAAUGGAUCCGAAUUGGUUGAGUUGGUCUCGAACGACGUCGAAAGUUUUGGUGGCCAGCUAAUUGAUGCAUACUCCAAGAACGGGAGAAAACUAUUUGACAGCAAUGGGCCGCCCUCAUUGAGCCAAGCGCCACGGAGCAACGCGAAGAAGAUGUUCGACCGAGCCGAUAGAAAGAGAAGAAGGAUCAUCGAAGAGGAAUCUUCCGAAGACUCUGAGAUGCAUGACUAUUCUGGAGACGAUUCAGAAUAUGGGAACUCUGACCUGAAGCCAGAAAACCUCAUGGAAACUCCGGAACCUUUAUUCUCAGACGAUAUCCACCAAGACCAUGAACAGGCUUAUGCAGUACCAAGGGAUGCUGAUCAAGCUUUCCGAGAGCUGAAAGAAGCAAGGCAGAAGAUUAGGAUGUUGGAAGCCGAGAAGGACACUAUGGAGACAGAGCAGAAGAGUUUGAAGACCGUAAAUGAGAUGCUGUCAGGAAACAUUAGGGAGCUGGAAAAGAGACUUUAUGAAGCUGACAGCAAAAGAUGCACUCACUAG
This is a messenger RNA of Aplosporella prunicola CBS 121167, 858 nucleotides long. RefSeq lists its product as uncharacterized. NCBI's taxonomy places the organism in Eukaryota, Fungi, Ascomycota, Dothideomycetes, Botryosphaeriales, Aplosporellaceae. The transcript is spliced from 4 exons. The coding region runs from base 1 to 858 and encodes 285 amino acids. The record is from RefSeq and is a predicted model, not a curated record.